AUGGUAAUUGACUCUGCUGAGGAAAUGCUCUAUCAGUCUUGUCUAAAGAUACUGUUGGGUUCUUCCGAUACAACUACAAAUCAUCAAGAUGUUGUUCUUCAGGUUUUCUUUGACAAGCAUAUUCAAAAAUUGAUUGACGUAAUAGCUUCGUCCUGCGCUCCAAAGGGCAUUGCCAGAUCAACGUCAGGUUCAGCUGGUGUUCGCACAAUGGUUGAACAGCAUUCUGCUAUGCCUGAAACAUUAUUGAAAAUUUGUGAGCUUUUAUCCUUCUGUGCACUUCAUCUUACAAACAGGAUGAGGAUAUUUUUUGCAACCAAUGCAAUGGAGAAAGUUCUUACUUUAACCCAUCGGAGAGAGAAGGUUUUGGUUGUGGUAGCUGUCCAGUUCAUUCGGACUGUAAUUGGCAGAAAGGAUGACUUUCUUGUUGACCGUGUUAUCAUGCUGAACUUGUUGAAGCCAGUUAUUAAGGCAUUUGAUGAAAAUGGCGAUAGAGACAACAUGCUACAAUCUGUGCCUUCUGUGGUCCUUGAACUGUUGGAGUACAUAAGAAAGGAAAAUCUUGAGCCCCUUAUUGAAUAUGUUGCUGAGUCUUUUUGGGGCCAACUUGUGAAGUUUGAACGAUUGAAGAGUAUUCAGGCCUUCAAACUUAAGUACCACCUCAUGUCAAUAAAAUAUGAUGUUCCAGAAAAGGCAUGUAACUCAUUUGCUCGUUAUUUUGCAACUUAUAUGCAACAACAACUUUUGCCGACCAGAGGUAGUAUGCUUAUUGUGGAGAGUGCAGAAACAAAGCGAAGUACUGGUGUGGUUGGCAUGAGAAAGAAAGCAGACGAAAGAGGUGCUGAUAAGGAACAGGAAGGUUAUUUUAAUAAGGACAGUGACAGAGUAGAUUCUUCUACACCAACACUGCAUUCACAGGAGCAAUCUAUCCCUGCAAGAAAGCCUGUUAAUGCUGAUGAGGCCCAAGUGGUGGGGAACAAUCCAGAUGGUGGCAGACAUUCAUCUCACAAAAAGCUAAAGAGUGUUGCUUCAGCCUCGCCUUCUAGAAGCACGAAAAGUUCUGAAGGCAGUGGCGAAGGGGAUGGAAGCCAAGGCUCUUGGAAGGAUUGGAAGUUGAGUAUGAACUCCUUUUUGUGCAGCACUAUAGAAGGAAAGCUCAUCCUCGUUUUAUUGAAUUAA
This is a messenger RNA of Miscanthus lutarioriparius, 1176 nucleotides long. NCBI's taxonomy places the organism in Eukaryota, Viridiplantae, Streptophyta, Magnoliopsida, Poales, Poaceae. The record is from the annotation of a GenBank genome assembly.